Molecule: messenger RNA, 1668 nt
Organism: Aspergillus oryzae RIB40
Lineage: Eukaryota; Fungi; Ascomycota; Eurotiomycetes; Eurotiales; Aspergillaceae
Exons: 8
Coding region: 1-1668 (555 amino acids)
Molecular function (GO): monooxygenase activity
Source: RefSeq, a predicted model, not a curated record
AUGCGUCAUCUUUUACGCUUUAUCGACUACACAGAUUUCAUUGCUGCAGGGGGCCCAAACCACUUUUCGUGGAACGUCAUUCGCUCAGAGGCAGAUGAGCUGCUCUUUAGACAUACCGCACACUCAGGGGCAAAGACUUUUGAAGCUGUCAAGGUCAAUUCGGUUACCUUCACACCGUCACCCACGUUGGACACAGGCCCCGGGCGCCCCGUCUCGGCGUCCUAUACACAAAAGUCCGACGGGGCGACUGGCGUCGUCGGAUUCAAAUAUAUCAUCGAUGCCAGUGGUCGUGCUGGAUUACUCAAUACCAAGUACUUGAAAAAUCGCAAGUACAACCAAGGCCCGAAGAAUGUUGCAGUCUGGGCAUACUGGAAGGCAACGGGCAAGUACGGAGAAGGAACUCCAAGAGAGAACUCGCCAUACUUCGAAGCAUUGACGGACGAAAGCGGCUGGGCAUGGUUCAUUCCUCUCCACGACGGCACCCAUUCUGUCGGUGUGGUUAUGGACCAGGGAAUGAUGAGCCAGAAGAAAGCCGUAUCUGAGCUCUCCACAAAUGCACGCUAUCUGUCGUGGCUAAAGCUCGCACCUCGCCUAAACGGCUAUCUUACUGGGGGCAAGAUGGUCGCUGAUCUCAAAACUGCAUCAGAUUUCUCCUAUGAUUCAUCUUCUUACGCUUUCCCCUAUGCCCGAGUUGCCGGAGAUGCAGGGUGCUUCAUUGACCCAUUCUUCUCGUCCGGGGUCCAUCUGGCCAUCACAGGUGGAUUGUCUGCAGCCACAACCAUAUGCGCCGCUAUCAGAGGCGACUGUGACGAGGUUGCCGCAGCAAGGUGGCACAGCACGAAAGUGAAGGAGGGCUACUCCCACUGGCUCGUUAUCGUUCUCAGCGCUUAUAAACAAAUGUCCAACCAAGCUGAGCCAGUUCUGAGUGAUGUUGGGGAAGACAAUUUUGAUCGGGCUUUCAACUUCUUCAAGCCAAUAUUUAUUGAUUUUGUUUUUUCGAUACCCUGCUGUCAUCCUCGGGCUGUGUUAAAUCUCCAAUAUGGCCGUGAUAUGGGGUCUAGAUCUACACGAGAUCCAAUUCUCCAAGUUCAAGGGAAAAUAUAUGUUCAAUCGCAUUUACCACCUCCGACGCACAAGGAUGAUUGUCUACCAACUCGCCAUGAUCCUCUGCGUAUGCUCCGAGUCAGUGGGAACAGCAGCCUUAUCAGCUACAUCCAAGGGCAACACCCUGGUGUCAAAGUCCACAAUAACAGUUUCAUCGGCGCGGCCUCGUACAAUAUAUUUGUGGGAAUCUCUGUGGCGACGAUCUUCGGUGCAGCGUUCUUUUUCGACCUCUUCUGGCCCGACCGAUACGAAAGUCCAUCCGUGCGAUUAGCGUGGAAAAUAUGUGCGGUGGUUGUCUCGGUAAUGAUGCUGAGCUCUGCUCUUCUCAUGACGUGCCCGUAUCACUGGUACGGACGCCGCCUCUGCGAGAAAGUUCUGGUCGGAGGCCGAGAAGAAACCUGCUCUAGCGUACCGAACGAAUCCCAAGGCUGUUGCCUCGGCUGUUUUAGCUUGGCCCGGGUGGGUCGCGACUGUUGUCAGUACGGUGCCAAGUCGAACUACGGUCGAAAUCUUGAGAAUGGGGAAAAUAUCCCUGAAACGGAAGCCAAGCCUAUGACAAUGUAA